Messenger RNA from Ixodes scapularis (black-legged tick), 708 nucleotides. Its product is annotated as E3 ubiquitin-protein ligase MARCHF3-like. Gene Ontology annotation, molecular function: zinc ion binding; ubiquitin-protein transferase activity. The record is from RefSeq and is a predicted model, not a curated record. NCBI's taxonomy places the organism in Eukaryota, Metazoa, Arthropoda, Arachnida, Ixodida, Ixodidae. The transcript is spliced from 4 exons. Gene Ontology annotation, biological process: protein ubiquitination. The coding region runs from base 1 to 708 and encodes 235 amino acids.
AUGACUGUGACUGCCGAAACCGCCGCAAGCGGCAGCGACGUCGAGGACCGCCGCGCAGCGGACGUCCUCCCGGAGGUCUUGGACGGUCCCCCGGGAGAGAGGGACUCCGAGGUCCGAGACUGCGCGACGCUAGACAGCGCGGUGGUACAAGUGUCUUCGCCGGAGGAGGAGUCGGUCAGCCUGAGCAGUGACGGGGCGCCCCUCUGCAGGAUCUGUCUGCUGGGCGACGACAAGGAGCCCCUACUCGAGCCGUGUGACUGUAAAGGAACCAUCGGCAGUGUUCACCGAGACUGCUUGGAGCGCUGGAUCCCGCGCACUGCCGACGGCAAGUGCCAGAUCUGUCAGUUCCAGUUCACCGUGCGCCGACAGUCGAAGCCGAUCUGGUGGCUGCUGGGCGACCCGAAGGCGCGCCGCAAGGUGCUCGGCUACCUGGCCCUGGGCGCCACCUUCUCGGCUAGCAUCGCAUUAAUCUUCUCGCUGGCCUGGCUCUACGCGCUACGCCUGUCCUCGCGGCUGGGAGACAGGUCGGCCGUCCUGCUCGUCGUGCUGCUCGCCGUCCAGAACGUGCUCUGGCACUACUUCCCCUUCCUCAGCUUCAUGUACUCGUUUGACGCCAUCAAAGAGUGGCGCCGAAAGAACUUCUCAACCAAGCUCGUCUUGGGCCAUGUCUCCGCAACGCCACGCUGGUUGAGUGUCUGCUCCACCUAG